CAUCACAUACUCUUUUGAAAGUGAGAAAAGCACACUACAAAGUUGUUUAAGACAGAAAAACCAUGAAAUCACAGACAACUCUCAUAUGCAUGUUCAUGCUCUCCCUCUUUGCUUUACAUCAGUGCGCGAGAAUGGAUGUUGGAGAAAUAGAGAAAUCAAACAACAAAAUCAUAUUAGGAAUGUGUCUGCAUCGCGCAUGUCACAGUUGGUUUACAAAAGAUUGUUUUUGUUGUUUGAGAGAUAUAAAAAAGUGCUGGAAAGAGAUGGCUCAAUGUGAAUCCAAUUGUCCUCCUUUGAAAUAUUAAUGUAAAUGUAUGAUUUUUUUAAAUAAUUGAAAUCUCAUGUACUUAAAUGUUGUUGUUCACCGCCUGGGGAUAAUAAAACUAUAUAUUAAAGUAAAAUAAAUGAAUUUUACCUAAA
Messenger RNA from Thlaspi arvense, 420 nucleotides. Lineage: Eukaryota; Viridiplantae; Streptophyta; Magnoliopsida; Brassicales; Brassicaceae. The record is from the annotation of a GenBank genome assembly.